AUGAGUUUGAAGGAUGUUUUGAAUUGGCCGAUGUUUGCCGAACUCAGGCUGAUGGGAGUGAGGCAGUUGAUCUAUCAGGUAAGCUGUUUUGACGAUUACAAAUAAUUAUAAAAUUAGAUCGUUUAUUUUUAAGGAAAUAAAAUCUUAAAUGCAAUUCUGAAAAAAAUAAAUAGGCCCAUGUAAAAUGUAUAAUAUUACCUUAAACUUUAGGUGCUAAACUUUGCCAUGAUAAUCUCCACUGCACUAAUGAUAUGGAAAGGUCUGAUGGUGUUCACAGGGUCUGAGAGUCCAGUUGUGGUUGUACUUUCCGGUUCGAUGGAGCCCUCCUUUUACCGAGGAGAUCUUCUUGUUCUUGGGGACAACAGAGAAGUCCCAAUUGAAGCCGGAGAGAUUGUUGUAUUCAGAAUCCGAGGCCGGGAUAUUCCUGUGGUGCAUCGAGUUAUCCGCGCAUUUGUGAAGAACGCUAAUGAGAGUUUUUUCUUAACCAAGGGAGAUAAUAAUCGUGUAAGACUUUUAUCUUCCUUGUUAUUUUUUAGGUAUAUAUAAGACCAAACAAUUGGAGGUUUGUUUAUAGUCAAACGAAUUCCGAGAGGCAGCCUACGGUUAUCGUCGCCUUGCUGUUUUUUAUUGGUAGAUGUAACUUAAGUUUUGUUUUCAUGGGUAAUAUUAUUAAUGAAUUAAUUUCAGGUGGAUGAUCGUGGUCUCUACGCGGAAGGACAAUAUUAUGUGACUCGUGGGGAGAUCCUCGGGCGCGCCAAGGGGAUGGUGCCUUAUAUUGGGAUGGUGACCAUCCUCCUCAACGAUUAUCCCCAGCUCAAAUUUGUCGUGAUCGGAGUUCUCGCCCUUCUUGUCCUAAUCCAUCGAGAAUAA
This is a messenger RNA of Bursaphelenchus xylophilus (pine wood nematode), 870 nucleotides long. Lineage: Eukaryota; Metazoa; Nematoda; Chromadorea; Rhabditida; Aphelenchoididae. The record is from the annotation of a GenBank genome assembly.